Eruca vesicaria subsp. sativa (arugula) is the source of this 507-nucleotide messenger RNA. The record is from the annotation of a GenBank genome assembly. NCBI's taxonomy places the organism in Eukaryota, Viridiplantae, Streptophyta, Magnoliopsida, Brassicales, Brassicaceae.
AUGUCGUUUCUGCUUUGUCCAGGUGGUGGUGGUGACUCUAGCGCUCGUGCAUGUCCGGUUCCGUUGAGGACAGGUACCGGUGUGCUUCCUCAAGAGUCGCGGUUGCUUCUUCCCGUUUGUGAACGCCGGUGGUGUUUAGAUCGGUUUCUUGUCGGUGUAGGGGGGGAGACUGUGAUCUGGUUGGUGGUCUAUGGCGUGAAGUCCCUCCCGGUGAGAUUCCCCACUCAUGGUCCUUCACAGACUUUUGUCGAUUUGAAUCUACCGGUGGUGGUUUCGUAUGUGUGUUCGGGUGUCUUGCUCAGCCGAAUCCUUGUUUCCUCUUCCGUCUGCGGUGGCUCGGCGUUGGCGUUCGUCUCAGUUCGUGUGUUCGGCGGCGGCGUUUUCGUUGAACAGUCGGCUAGGGUUUCUGAGGCUCUUUGGUAUUUGGGCCUUUUGUGGUCUUCUGGUUUGUUGGGCUUUCUUAGGCCGAGCCCAGUUUGGGAUUGGUUUGGGCCUGUUUUGUGUUAA